UUCUGUAUGUAAACAAAGCGACUGAGGAAGUUUCCGCUUGACACGGAAACUAGCAUUCGGGAGCACGAACUGAAAGAAGUGGUUUUGCUGCCGUUUCAUGUAGAGGCUCGUCCCUGUCCUUCAUGGAGUCUCUCAACACGUUUGAAUCUGAAAUGGAAGCUGACGGACAGGGGAACUACUCCCUAUUUCCUGCCCUGGACAGCAUUGCAAGUCUAUCUGGGACCUCAGAAACUCUGGAGAGCGAACCACCCACGGAAAUUGCAGAGAAACCAAACCUUACAUGGCUCGAUGCUGCACAGAUUGUCUUGGAGGAAGCUGGACGCCCCAUGCACAUAAAGGAGAUUAAACAGAGAAUCAUCGACAGAGGACUUGUGCAAUCCAAUGCAAAAUCAAGCCUGGAAGCUGUCAUGUACCGUGAGACACAAAAAGGCAGCAGGAGAUUCAAGAGGAUUGAAAACAGAAAUGGAGUCUUUGCACUGCUGGAGCGGCAGCAGACCAUUCAGGCCUUCACUGUGCAGUCUUUCCUCGGCUCUCCUCAGCAGAAUACCAGUUCUGGCUCAGGUGCCUCGUUGCCCGCCUUCCCUACUCCCACCACUUCCUCUGAGCAUAAGGCCAAGAUGAAGAGAGGUCCACGAAAAAACCAGAACGAAAAGUACAGGCUCAAGUACCUCAGGCUGCGCAAAGCUGCUCGUGCUAUGAUAUUUGAGAAUGCAUCUCUCUGUGAUGAAGUUGCUCACUUAGAAGAGAAGUUUCUGAGAGCAAAGGAGGAACGCAGGUUCCUGCUGAAGUCGUUGCUGCAGUACCAGUCUGUGUCAGAGGGAGAGAUGCUGCCAACACCCAGCUCAAGCUGUCAUCCACCUGUGCCACCGGUGGCAUUAACCUCAGGUCCUGCAGGGGUUUCAGGCAUGUCUGGGUCUCAUAACCUGACAUCAGUGGUGUCAACUGGGGAGGAAGGGCUGCUUAAAAAACCCAAGAAGGAAAGGAAAGAACGAGGGAGGGAGAAUGGAAAGGAAGAACUUCCAAAGAAGAUGUCUAAGAAGAGGAAGCUAGCAGACGGGUCUCGGAAGCUGGUGCAGCCCAUCCCCCUCGACUCAUCUGGUCGCCCUGUCUUUCCCAUCGUACUGGGAGGGUUAACAGUUUACAGUCUGGGAGAGAUCAUCACGGACAGAAUGUUGUUCCAUGAUGAGUGUGCCAUCUACCCAGUGGGAUUCUGCAGCACACGGAUCUUUGCCAGCAUGAAAAACCCUGACCAGCAGUGUCUCUACACCUGCCAGAUCAAGGAUGGGGGAGCAGGUCCACAGUUUGAGAUAGUGCCAGAGGAAGAUCCUCAGAACGCCAUUGUGGCCUCCUCUGCCCUGAAGUGCCAUUCCAAUCUCCUGAAGGCUAUCGCAUCUGUCAGUUGCAAGUCUGUCGCUCCGAUUGUACCAUCAGGAGCGGACUUCUUUGGCUUCUCUCAUCCCACCAUACAGAACCUCAUCCAGAGUUGUCCUGGAGCUCGCAAGUGCAGCAAGUAAAUUCACUCUGGUUAAAUAAUUGUGGAUUUUCCAUAUCAAU
Molecule: messenger RNA, 1554 nt
Organism: Stegastes partitus (bicolor damselfish)
Lineage: Eukaryota; Metazoa; Chordata; Actinopteri; Pomacentridae
Gene: fyrd1
Product: transforming growth factor beta regulator 1
Exons: 13
Coding region: 123-1514 (463 amino acids)
Biological process (GO): regulation of DNA-templated transcription; regulation of cell cycle
Cellular component (GO): nucleus
Source: RefSeq, a predicted model, not a curated record